UAUGUUAAGCUCUGCCUGUUCUAAAAGUGAAAGGCGACACCCACUGAUAGACUAGUCUGUGGGUGAGACAUACGGCUGGGAAGGGCUCACUCUGACUCUGUAGCUUCCCAAGGCAGCAGGAGUAGCAGCUGAUCUUUCUGCCUCAGCCAUGGCAGAACCUGUUAUAAGACACUGGGUGGAAACUCCUGUACGCUACCAGGACCAGUUUGCUGCCCAAGAGCUGGAAACACACAAACUGAACCACCUUUUAUAUGCUUUGCCGGGCCCUGCUACAGCAGCACUGAGCAACCAAAGAUGCACCACAGAAAGCACAAGUGGGGCAGGAGAGAGUGGCCAGGAGGAGGAAAACACACGCUUCCAGGUCUUGCUGGAUGUUGUGCAGUUCCGUCCCGAAGAUAUCAUUAUCCAGACUUUCGAAGGCUGGCUCCUGAUUAAAGCUCAACACGGACCCAGGAUGGAUGAACACGGUUUCAUAUCCAGAAGCUUUACCAGACAGUACAAAUUACCUGACAGGGUGGAGAACAAAGACUUGUCUGCACUUUUCUGCCAUGAUGGCAUUUUGGUUGUUGAAAUGAAGAACUCUGUGGGAAAGAAUUAGAACCUUGUCUGUAGUUAUUGGUGAGAUAAAAUCAUUCUUAAUUAAUAUAACAAAGUAAUAUCAUUCAUGCAACACUGUAGAGUGUGGUAAGCAUGUGGCUGUAUUUAUAUUACAGUAAAGGAAAGCCUUUGCAUAUGUUUUUCGGUAUGCUGAGUUUAUUGUUUAAUGUGAAUGUUAGACUGCUUGCCUCCAGCUACCUAUAUGUUGGAAAGCCAGGCUGUUUGAAGAGUAGCAAACUUAGGCUAGUCGCAGCAGGAGAAAAAAAAAUCUAAUUUAUAAUACAUUAAAAAUAAAGUAUAUUUUUGAAUUAAGUAGGAGGAGGUGUAUUUCUAAAGAAAUAAGCAUUUGUCAUACAUAGUCAUAAAGAUUAAAGAAGCAAUAGACAAGUUGUAAGUUAGUUUUGAGUUGUGGGCAACAGACAAGUUAUGGAAAUUUAAUUUAUCUACCAAAAAAUGAGAUUUCUAAUUUUUGAAAUCAAAUUCUUCUCUUUGGAAAAGGAUAAGAACUGAAAAAUACUAUCAAGAAAAAAUCUCUAUUUCCACAGUUCAAGCUUGUUUACCAAAAUAAGUCUUGAGAGACUAUUUUUUGGAAGUGUAUUGCAUAUUGGAAACUAUAAGAAAAAAGAAUAAUCACUGACUAUAUUUGCUUGAAAACACAGUAAGUAUAAAUUAUACUUUCUGUCAAAGACAAAUUAAUUUAAAAGAAAACAUUUAAAGACAUUUUAGAAAAUUUGUUUUGUUUAACAUUUUCCACUAUUUUAUC
This is a messenger RNA of Neopelma chrysocephalum (saffron-crested tyrant-manakin), 1360 nucleotides long. RefSeq names its product heat shock protein family B (small) member 3 (gene HSPB3). The transcript has a single exon. NCBI's taxonomy places the organism in Eukaryota, Metazoa, Chordata, Aves, Passeriformes, Pipridae. Bases 149 to 598 code for a protein of 149 amino acids. The record is from RefSeq and is a predicted model, not a curated record. Gene Ontology annotation, cellular component: nuclear speck; cytoplasm.